Racocetra persica is the source of this 986-nucleotide messenger RNA. NCBI's taxonomy places the organism in Eukaryota, Fungi, Glomeromycota, Glomeromycetes, Diversisporales, Gigasporaceae. The record is from the annotation of a GenBank genome assembly.
AUGUUGAUGAUUGGACAUCAAAAGGUGGUUCAGAACUUGGAACUACCAAGACUGAAGUAUAUAAUUUAGAUUUAGUCGCACAUCAUUUACAAAAGCAAGGAAUAAAUGCUUUACUUCUUAUUGGAGGUUUCGAAGCAUAUUCUUCCUUAAUAAAAUUAAAUGAUGCUAGGGAUAAAUAUCCUGCUUUUUGUAUUCCUAUGGUGUGUAUUCCUGCCACUAUUUCGAACAAUGUUCCAGGCACUGAAUUUUCAUUAGGCUGCGACACAAGCUUGAACGCUAUAGUCGACAAUUGUGACGUCCUCAAGCAAUCUGCUUCCGCUUCUAGAAGACGUGUGUUCGUUGUAGAAGUACAGGGUGGUAAUUGUGGUUAUUUGGCUGUGAUGGCUGGUCUUGCGGUUGGUGCUACGAAUGUAUACUCCCCAGAAUAUGGUUUGUCCCUUCAAACUCUUCAGGAAGAUUUGAAUCAUCUGGUUCGCAGAUUCGGGGCAGAUAAAAACCGUACUAGUUCUGGACGUUUAAUCCUUAGAAAUGAAUCGGUAUCGACUACGUAUACAACAGAUGUUAUUGCAAAUAUCAUAAAGGCUGAAGGUAAAGGACUUUUCGAUUCACGAACUUCUAUUCUGGGACACAUUCAGCAAGGUGGUGCACCUUCGCCAAUGGAUCGAAUUCGCGCCACAAAAUUUGCUGUGGAAUGCGUAUCAUUCUUAGAAAAACAUGCCAAAUCUUCUGAAUCUUCUGAUAACCCAAGGGUUUAUACAAAGGACAAACAAUCUGCUGCUGUUAUUGGAAUUAAUGGUGCACAAGUCGUUUGUACGCCUGUAACUGAUUUGCUAUCAGAUACCGAGUUUGAGUUUCGUAAAGGUAAGAAGUCGUGGUGGAUCAAUGUGAAACCUUUGGUGGAGUUAUUAUCAAAAUGGGGAUACGCGGACAAUGAACCAAUAGAGGAAGAGAUGAAUAUUCGUAAUGAUUUUAUUAGUUUGGAUUAG